Molecule: messenger RNA, 1299 nt
Organism: Dendrobium catenatum
Lineage: Eukaryota; Viridiplantae; Streptophyta; Magnoliopsida; Asparagales; Orchidaceae
Product: homeobox-leucine zipper protein HOX21
Exons: 3
Coding region: 63-944 (293 amino acids)
Biological process (GO): positive regulation of DNA-templated transcription
Cellular component (GO): nucleus
Molecular function (GO): DNA-binding transcription factor activity, RNA polymerase II-specific; sequence-specific DNA binding
Source: RefSeq, a predicted model, not a curated record
CCCAUUAGUCCCCACCCUUUCUUUCUCACAAUGUCAGUCUUAACUUGAUUCAUUGUGACCCCAUGUAUCACAACCAAAUGACCUACAAUGGACUCCCUUCGUCUUCCCCCUCCUCUCCUCCGCCGAACUUCUUCCCUCAGGGAUUCCUCUUCCACUCCUCAGUUGAAACCGAGAGUCACCAGCUCUCCCCUAUCCUCCCCUCCACCCCCUGCGUCAAUUCUCAGGACUUCGGAGGAGUGGCGGCAAUGUUGGGGAAGAGGACUGUGUGGAGUGAGGAGAUGGCGGUCGCCGCUGUUGCCGGCGAGGAAGAGCUCUCUGAUGAUUGCUCUUUGCCUGGGGAGAAAAAGAGAAGGCUGAAUAUGGAGCAAGUUCGGACAUUGGAGAGAAACUUUGAGCUUGGGAACAAGCUAGAGCCAGAGCGCAAGAUGCAGCUCGCAAGGGCGCUUGGGCUUCAGCCAAGGCAGAUCGCCAUCUGGUUUCAGAACCGGCGGGCGAGGUGGAAGACGAAGCAACUAGAGAAGGACUACGAAGCUCUUAAGAGAGAGUUCGAGAUUGUCAGGUCACAGAACGAUGCUCUUCACGCCCAUAACAAGAAACUUCAGGCUGAGCUAUCCGCUUUGAAAGGAAGGGACGGCGCAGAGUUAAUAAAUCUGAACAAAGAAACAGAGGGAUCCAGCAGCAAUAGGAGUGAAAACAGCUGUGACAUCAACUUGGAUAUCUCAAGAACAGCAGCCAUUGAUGGACCUGCAAUGAAUCCCAAUGAAACCGGCCGUCAAUUUUUUCCUUCUUACAGACCAACAACCAAUGUGACACAAUUGCCCAAGAUAGAGAAUGCCAUCCCCACCGCCGCCGCCGCCGGCGGCAGUGGCAAUGAUGAGAACUUCUGCAACAUCUUCUGCGGCGUCGACGAGCCAUCCGCCUUCUGGCCAUGGACGGAGCAUUGAAAUCUGAUUGUGCAAUAAGGAGGUGCCGGCCUUGUUGGCUGUACUAGCUGGCAUCUUCGAUCUCUAAGUUAAAAAAUCAUACUAUCAGAUAUGCGUGAUGCCUAAUUAUGCAAGCUAGCUAGUUUUCUGGAGAUAAUAUUCUAGCUAGCGGAGAACAAGGUUGAAAUAAGGGAGGUAUUUCUAUGCUUCUCCCAGUACAAAUGUACCCCCCUUCAUUCAUAGAGAUUGCUAAAGAAUCUUAUAAAAGAGUUGUGCUUGUUCAACAAAAAAAAAUUAAAAAAAAAAAAAGAAGAACAAGAAGAGCUGUGCUUCACAGGCCAAUGUUUGUUUAAAUUGAUUUGACGAUUCAUGUUAA